Messenger RNA from Schizosaccharomyces cryophilus OY26, 4019 nucleotides. Its product is annotated as P-type ATPase. Gene Ontology annotation, biological process: intracellular calcium ion homeostasis. NCBI's taxonomy places the organism in Eukaryota, Fungi, Ascomycota, Schizosaccharomycetes, Schizosaccharomycetales, Schizosaccharomycetaceae. Gene Ontology annotation, cellular component: endoplasmic reticulum membrane. The record is from RefSeq and is a predicted model, not a curated record. The coding region runs from base 59 to 3694 and encodes 1211 amino acids. Gene Ontology annotation, molecular function: ATP hydrolysis activity; ATP binding; P-type ion transporter activity. The transcript has a single exon.
CGAUUCACCAACUGAACAAGUGAAUUGCUUCAGUGGAACAAAAAAAGAAGGAUUUCUCAUGGGAAAUUCUGGUUUGGUGAGUAGUCCAGACAUCAAGUCUGGGCAGCUUUAUAUAAAGCUUCCCGCAUUGUUUCAUUUGUACAUUUGGCCAUUUGCCUUGUUCGUUUAUCCUUAUGUCGCAUAUGUUUAUAAGAAUCAUUUAUAUUCCGAUGAAGUUCGCUACUUAACUUACAUUGCUGCUGGAACGUUGAAUGUAUUGGUCUGGCUAAUCGGCGAGUGGAGUACUCGCGUGUAUUGCUUUUUGACUUCCAAAAAGACCAAUUCUGUAGACCAUGCUUCGCAUAUUCUGGUGAUUCCUAGCAAAUCUGGAGAUAGCAGUAGCGUGGAACCAAUUGAGAAAACGAUUCUUCCUGAUGGUCAACACAUCCAGUAUUCAUUCGUUUUCCAAAAAAAGCGCUACUUAUAUAAGAAUGCUGAAAACCAUUUUACCAACGUAACUUUUCCUAUGGAUUUUCCUCUUACCAUUGGCGUUUUAAAGAAUAGCUCUGGUCUGAAUUCGGUUCAAGAGGAAAUGUAUAUGUGUCAAUAUGGUAGAAAUGUCUUCGAUAUCCCUAUUCCCUCAUUUGCUAGUUUAUUUAAAGAACAUGCGGUUGCUCCUUUCUUUGUUUUUCAAAUUUUUUGUUGCGUUCUUUGGUGUUUAGAUGAAUAUUGGAAAUUUUCUCUUUUCUCAAUGUUUAUGAUUGUAGCUCUUGAAUGUUCAGUCGUCUGGCAACGUCAACGUACUUUGGUUGAAUUCCGUACCAUGAGUAUUCAGGCGUAUGAUAUUCAAGUAUACCGUAACAAGAAAUGGAUGGCUAUUUCAACUGAGGAUCUUUUGCCCAACGACAUUGUGUCCGUUGUACACACCAAAGAAGAUCUCGGACUUCCUUGCGACAUGCUUCUACUUUCCGGAGUCUGCGUAGUCAACGAGGCUAUGCUUUCUGGUGAGUCUACUCCUUUGGUAAAAGAAUCUAUUGAAUUGCGUCCAGAGGAGGCUAUAAUAGAUUAUGGCGAUGUUGACAAAAAUGCGGUUUUGAAUGGUGGUACCCGGGUUCUUCAAGUGACUCCUUCUCAAUUCUCAAAAAUUCAAACUCCCGAUGGUGGUGUCCCUGCGCUUGUACUUCGUACUGGUUUUGAAACAAGCCAGGGUUCUCUUGUCCGUACCAUGGUUUUUUCAUCUGAAAAGGUUACCGAAAAUAAUUGGGAAAAGCUUUACUUUAUUCUCUUUUUGAUGGUGUUUGCAAUUGCUGCUUCAGGUUACGUUUGGCAUAUUGGUAGUCAAACGGAGAGAAGCCGCUAUAAGCUUAUGUUAGACUGUAUUAUGAUUAUUACGUCCGUCGUCCCUUCUGAACUUCCUAUGGAACUUUCGUUAGCAGUGAAUGCUUCAUUGGCUGCUUUGUCCAAGUAUUACAUUUACUGUACUGAGCCUUUCCGUAUUCCAGUAGCUGGACAUGUCGACAUUUGCUGUUUUGAUAAAACUGGUACUUUAACUGAAGAACAUAUGGUCGUUCAAGGUGUUUCUGGCUUAAACAAAGAAGAUCCUUCUCGCCUUGAUACUUUGGAAAGUAUCCCUACUAACACCGAAUUGGCUAUUGCUACCGCGCAUACAUUAGUGUUGUUAGAACAAGAGGGAGAACCCCCUAAAACUGUUGGUGAUCCUAUGGAAAAAGCUACCGUCGAAGCUUUGGGCUGGUCAGUAAGUAAGAAUAAUGUUGUUAUCCCUCCUGAAUCUUCAAUCUUCCAUAAAGGGAAGGUUCAAAUUACUCGUAACUUUCAAUUCUCGUCCGCCUUGAAACGGCAAUCCUCUGUUGCGAAUGUACGUGUCGCUGGUGGUAAUCAUAGAACAUUUGUAUCCGUUAAAGGUGCUCCUGAAGUAAUUGCUACCAUGUUGAAUAAGGUCCCUGAAAAUUAUGAGAAGGUUUACAAAGAAUACGGUCGUAAAGGAUCUCGUGUUUUGGCUCUUGCCAGCAAGUAUUUCAAGAACUUUGUGUCAGAAAAUAAGGUAACCGAUCUAACACGUGAAGAAAUAGAAUCUGGCUUGGAAUUUGCAGGUUUUUUGGUUUUCAACUCUCCUUUAAAGGAAGAUGCUAAAGCUACAAUUCAAAUGUUAAAUAACUCAUCUCACAGGUGCAUGAUGAUCACCGGUGAUAAUCCAUUAACUGCUGUCUACGUUGCCGAACAAGUUGGUAUCGUUGAAAAACCUACUUUAAUUUUGGACGUCAAUGAAACCUCUGGAAAAACCAUGGAAUGGAAGAGUGUUGAUGAUGCUGUAACUAUGCCUAUGGAUUGCUCAAAGACUUUGGACGCUUCUUUAUAUAAGAAGUUUGACCUUUGUGUCACUGGUCGGGCUCUUUCUGAGAUUGAAGACCCCAAUGUAUUGUUGUCUGUAUUGACACAUGCAUGGGUAUAUGCUCGUGUUUCACCUGCUCAGAAGGAGCUAAUGAUUGCUACUUUGAAAGACAACGACUAUGUCACUUUGAUGUGCGGCGAUGGAACGAAUGAUGUUGGUGCUCUUAAACAAUCUCAUGUUGGUAUUGCAUUAUUGAACGCUUCUGAAGAAGAUAUGAUGCAGAUGCAGGAACGGGCUCGCAUGAGCAAUUUAAUGUCCGUGUACGAGAAGCAGAUCCAACUUUCCCAUCGCUUCAACCUUCCCCCUCCUCCUGUUCCUCCAGCUUUGUGUCAUGCGUUCCCUCCUGGACCUAAUAAUCCUCACCGCGAAAAGACUCAAGAAAACUUGACUAAAUAUUUGGAUGGUUUGAAAGAAAAGAAGGAAGGUGAUACCGGACUGACAGAAACCGAGCGCACUGCUGAAAAACGUGCCAAUUUGGCUAAUAAAAUGUUUGACACAAUGGCAGAGGCUUCAGAUGAUGAUGCACCGAAGAUUAAAUUGGGCGAUGCUUCUGUUGCUGCUCCGAUUACAUCCAAAUUAGCAGUGACCAACUCUGUCAUUAACAUCGUUCGUCAAGGACGUUGCACUCUGGUUGCGCUUGUUCAGUUGCACAAGAUUCUGGCUCUUAAUUGUUUGAUUACUGCUUAUUCUCUUUCUGUUCUUCACUUAGACGGUAUUAAAUUCGGUGAUACUCAGUAUACAAUUUCUGGUAUGCUUAUGUCCGUUUGUUUUUAUUGUGUAUCAAGGGCUAAACCUAUGGAGACACUUUCGAAAGAGAGACCUCAGCACCGUAUAUUCAACACUUAUAUCAUUGGAUCUGUAUUGGCGCAAUUUAUUGUCCACGUGAUUACACUGAUCUAUAUUACAAGAUGCGUGUAUGUAUAUGAGGAUCCUUUGGAAAAUGUUGAUUUGGAAGAAAGCUUUCAGCCCUCAUUAUUGAACAGCGCAAUCUACCUUUUGCAAUUGAUUCAACAAGUAUCAACAUUUGCAGUCAACUAUCAAGGACGUCCUUUCCGUGAAGCUUUAAGUGAAAACAAAGCCAUGUAUUACGGACUUUUGGGAACUGCAUUUGUUGCUAUUGCUGGCGUUACAGAGUUUAUUCCCGAACUGAAUUCUAAACUCCAACUUGUAAAACUUCCUUUUAAUUUUCAAAUACAAUUGCUAUCUACUAUGGUGAUUGACUAUGGAGCUUGCUGGAUCAUUGAAGAAGUUAUGAAGAAGUACUUCCGUGACAAUAAGCCUAAAGAUAUCGUUUUGCGAGACUAAACCAUUAAAGAAUAAUGUUGCUACUUGAUUGUCUAUGAUGUAUGCCUAAAUAGACUAUUUAAAGCACAAAAAUCUGUCCCGAAAUGCAUGGCUAUCAUGGUUUCCCUUCAUCGUUUUGACAACGACGCAUCAUAUAUUUAUGACUACGUAAAACAUGUUUGCUUUAUUUCCUUUUCCGGCAUUUUUGUUUAAAUUAUCAGUGAUAUUCAUGAAAAGACUUUUUGCUUCUGUACUAAUAAUAAAAUAGAGCUUUCAUAAAUAAUAAAGAGGUCUCUUUGAAUCCGAGAAUAGUAUAUACACUGUAAAAUAUUAAAGAAGAAAACAA